Molecule: messenger RNA, 1021 nt
Organism: Aspergillus brunneoviolaceus CBS 621.78
Lineage: Eukaryota; Fungi; Ascomycota; Eurotiomycetes; Eurotiales; Aspergillaceae
Exons: 2
Coding region: 317-940 (207 amino acids)
Source: RefSeq, a predicted model, not a curated record
UCCGUUUCAAUUCUCUAUUCUCGUUAAACAAAUAUCGAUUCCUUGCAUCGGGUGUGUAAAAUGGUCAAUCCAGAAUCUUCAUAGCCUUGGUUGUUCGUGUACGGAGUACUAAGUAUCGAAAUGUUAUCACGUGACCAUUGUUUACUUCGUGCAAAUAUAACGCGCAAUCUCGACGAAGGGACGAGAAAACUACGAUUAUGAUCACAUCCACAAUUUACAGAUCAAGAGUAAAAAAGGAUAGAAAAAGGAUCGUAGCAUUAACUCAUCAUAUACAUAAAACAAACAGGCAUGCCAUUAUAGAAGAAAAAGAAAAAGGAUGGUAUCAAAUCCCACUCCCGCAACCUAUCCACAGCCCGACCAAUCAUCUCACAUCUCAGUGAGCAUCUCACAUCUCCACACCGCGAUCCCCUUAUCCGUUCGGAAGGAAGGACCUUACAAGGCAGCCAUCACACCGAGGACACCGGCGACACCGGCGACACCGAAGCCCAGGACGCCGGCGGGGGUGGCCUGGGCGCCGGCGGCACCGGUCGAGGAGGAGGCGGAGGCAAUGUUGGUGACGGUGCCGGUGGAGGUGGUGGUGCCGGUGGAGGUGGUGCCGUCGUGGGUGGUGGUGAAGGUGGACUUGGCCAGGGUCAGGCUGUCGGAGAUGGUGGAGGUGGCGGUCGCGGAGCCGUUGGUGCCGGUCAGGGUGGUGGUCGACGCGGGCCACACGGAGGAGGAGCCGGAGAGCGCGCUGGAGACGGCGCUGGAGGCGGCCGAGCGGGCGUCGCUGGCCGCGCUGGUGGCCUCCGAGGCGACCGACGAGGCAAGCGAGGUCACGUCCGAGGCCCCGGCGGCUCCCGCGGUCGACGCGGCGCUAGCGAGCGAGGUGGCGCCGCCGACGGCGUCAGUGGCGGCCGACUCGGCGCCCGAGACGACGUCCGAGACGACGCCGCCCUGAGGGGAGGCCAGGGCGGCGGUGGACAGGAGGGUGGUCAGGAGGAGGCUCUGGAGCUGCAUUUUGGUUGUGGUGGUGGUGUGG